AUUUUACGUGUUGUGAGGUCUUGUGUAUAAAUGGCAGUGUCAUUUUUACCACUAGACAGUUGUAGCUGUUUACAGAACUCUCUGGUUUGUGGGAACACAGAAACUACACAGCUCUACAAUGUCGGCUGUGUUUGUGACGGUUCUUGUGGUUCUUAAUGCAAUGUUAACCUGUGGCCUUAAAGUUGAUAUGACCAGAGAACACUUUUUCCAUGGGAAAAGUUUAUUUUGUGCACAACUCCAGUGUACAGAAAACAUAACAGAAGACACUCAGAUGUCAGCUCUUGUCAACAUGUCAGUCUAUAGGAUCAGUGAACCAGAAGGGAAGAUUUUGUUGGCGUCUAUUUCAGGAUCUGAUUCAAAGGUUCGCGAUUAUAAAAUAUCUGGGGUAUUAUCUGAGGGCAAACUAUCCAAACAUCACGGAGAACUGGUCUUGUCUUUCUCCAAUACUUCAGCCUGUAAUUUACACCAGUAUAAAUGUCAAGUAUAUUUUACCAAUAAGACAGGAGACACUGGAAUGCUAGAGAACAGAACAACGUCUUAUGAAAGAGAGAAAAUAAAGAAAUCUGUUUUGUUGAUGAAUUUGAAAGCUGAAACUUUGAACUACGUGAAAACUGUGGACACAAUGUAUGACUUUCUGAAAUCGUUUGAAGAUCCAGAAAAACUAAAAGAUGCAGACGUGUCAAUGUCCUUACAGAUGUCACAUUCUGAUAGAGAUUGGUACAGUGACGACACGGCUCAGAUUCCAUCAUCUACUGAGUUAAACAACAGUAACAAACACAUCAGCUCUAAUAAUGCUACAGACAUGCUUGAUGCUAAGAUAAAUAACAUCACACAACAAAUGCAAACAGUGAAUAACAGACUUAGAGCAAUAGACGUGGUUGAUGCUAAGAUAAAUAACAUCACACAACAAAUGCAAACAGUGAAUAACAGACUUAGAGCAAUAGACGUGGUUGAUGUAAAAAUAAAUAACAUCACACAACAAAUGCAAACAGUGGAUAACAAACUUAGAGCAAUAGACGUGGUUGAUGUAAAAAUAAAUAACAUCACACAACAAAUGCAAACAGUGAAUAACAGACUUAGAGCAAUAGACGUGGUUGAUGUAAAAAUAAAUAAAAUCACACAACAAAUGCAAACAGUGAAUGACAAACUUAGAGCAAUAGACGUGGUUGAUGUUAAGAUAAAUAACAUCACACAACAAAUGCAAACAGUGAAUGACAAACUUAGAGCAAUAGACGUAAAACUCAAUGAGGCCAUCACAAGGAACAACCAAACAAACCGAAUGAUAGAAGCUUUAAACACAACUGUACAAGAAAGUAAAAAGACCUACAACAUGAAUCCUUUGUUGUCACGGACGACACUUCAGUGUAAAAAGAACGACAAAACUGAUGUACCAGAACGAACGACCGUCAGACUUGGUCAAGAUAAAUUGGCUUUGUGCGACACAAAAACUGACGGUGGAGGUUGGAUCAUUUUUCAGAGACGUGUUUUGGGUGACGUGAAUUUUACGAGAGAUUGGAACGCCUAUAAACAUGGAUUUGGUUCAUUGGUUGGAGAUUUCUGGCUUGGGAAUGACUGGAUCUCUAACCUUACUAUGAUGGGGUACAAUGAACUGAGAAUCGACAUGACUCGAAAAGGUAUAAAGUACUACGCCCAUUAUGAUCAUUUCAAGGUAGACAACGAAGCAGCGUCGUAUAAAAUAUACAUGUCGUCAUUCAGUGGAAACGUUAAAGACAAACUAAGCUAUCAUCAUGCUAUGAAGUUUUCUACCUUCGACAGGGACAAUGAUUGGUUGAGCGAAAAUUGUGCUGGAACUUUUAAAGGUGGUUGGUGGUUUAGAGACUGUAGAGAAGCAGCUUUAAAUGGCGUCUGGGGUACAGCAGAAACUACUACAGGAAUAUUCUGGUAUGAGCUAUCAAGUGAUGGUUAUAUUGUAGACUCAGUUGAGAUGAAAGUACGUCAAGUGUAAACAAAGUAUCUGAAUAUGUUUUAAAUAUAGCUAUAGCUUUAUGUUUGUGUAGAAGACCUAUUUUUAUCAGACAAAUCUAUUCACCCAAACGUUCUUCUUUAAUUGUGAAGGGUCUCUGUGUUCUAUAACUAAAGAUU
Physella acuta is the source of this 2103-nucleotide messenger RNA. RefSeq names its product fibroleukin-like. NCBI's taxonomy places the organism in Eukaryota, Metazoa, Mollusca, Gastropoda, Physidae. The record is from RefSeq and is a predicted model, not a curated record.